Messenger RNA from Tripterygium wilfordii, 2206 nucleotides. Its product is annotated as WRKY transcription factor 1-like. The record is from RefSeq and is a predicted model, not a curated record. The transcript is spliced from 5 exons. Gene Ontology annotation, biological process: regulation of DNA-templated transcription. Lineage: Eukaryota; Viridiplantae; Streptophyta; Magnoliopsida; Celastrales; Celastraceae. Gene Ontology annotation, molecular function: DNA-binding transcription factor activity; sequence-specific DNA binding. The coding region runs from base 283 to 1779 and encodes 498 amino acids.
GAGGCCGACUUCUUCUCGCCUUUCCUCUACUUCGAGUCCAGCUGUGGAUUGGUCCCAAGUACUAACCUCGAUUCUAAACUCUGACUCGCUUUCAUCUCUCUGUGGUUGACUCGCUGGCUCCAAUCCCGAGUCGUCUUUUAGAGCAAAAAAGAAGCUAGGGUUUCUCAUGGGAACAGGCUUAAACAACCAGCGUAUAUGGUAUUUGUCCGGAACUAUGGUCAAUUGCAGUAGUGGCUCCUUGAAUUGAUCCAGUUCCAAUUUUGUAGAAGGGCAUAUAUUCACAUGGUUUCUUCAGGAGAAACACAUAAUGAAGUUGCUUCUAAUAAUAAGCUGCAAGUAGGGCAGCCUGAUGCUUCAGAGCCGAUCCUUGAUGAUGUGGGUAACGUAUCUCAACGGAUUGCUGAAAGUGGAAUUCAUGCAUCGCAAUCUAACCUAGAAGGAAGGACUGCCCCCACUAUACCCGAGAAAGCAUCACAAGAGCCUGAUGCUGGGAGCCAUAUAUUACGAAUUGAUCAAGAAGGUAGCAUUUCUGCCAUACCCGAGAAGGUCUCAGAAUCCCCUGAUGGGGGUUCCAUUACUUUGCAAUCUAGUCAACACGAAAGUACUCCACCUAUUAUACGUGAGAAAGUGUCAGAGGAUGGAUAUCAAUGGCGAAAAUAUGGGCAGAAAUAUGUUAAAUGCAGGCAGAAAAUUGUCAAAGGGAAUGAGCUUAUACGGAGCUAUUACAAAUGCACACAUCCAAGGUGCCUAGUGAAAAAGCAAUUGGAGAUUUCCCUUGAUGGACAGAUUAUAAAUACGAUCUCCUUUGGUCAUCAUGAUCAUCCUAAACCUCGAGACAACCUCCCUGUAGAUGUUGGAGUUGUUGAAGAAAAAAGAGAUAAAUCCUCCUUAUCUUGCAUGGAAGAGAGGCAGAAACCCCAUGAGAUUGAGGCAACAAAUACUCCUCAACUUUCUUCUACUGUUGCAUCAAAGAAUGAUGUAAAAGUUGUGCUUUCGGAUUCAAGCAGGACAAGGUACAAGGUUGAUACUGGUGACAGUACAGGUGCAAAACGAACGAAGAAAAGGAAUCGUAAAGGUGAUGCAACUCUGAUGGAUAAACCAACUAGUGAACCACGUACGGUUGUCCAAACUUCAAGUGAAGUAGAUAUCUUAAAUGAUGGAUACCGAUGGCGCAAAUAUGGGCAGAAAUUAGUGAAAGGCAAUCCAAAUCCAAGGAGUUACUAUCGAUGCUCAACUUAUGGCUGCCCUGCAAAGAAACUUGUAGAGAGGGCAGCUCACGACCCAGCACUGGUGAUAACCACUUACGAGGGACAGCAUGUUCAUGAUGUGCCUCCUGCAAGGAGAGUUGCCCACAACCCAGCUAGUUCUGAUGCCAACCAUAGAGAUGAUUCAGGCACAAAACCUGUGGAAAGUUUCGCCAGUUGUCUUGAUAUGGUUGUUAGCCAUACUGAUCGCAUUGCUAAUGCUGAAUCAACGCAACAAGUCAAGAGUAAGAGUAGGAAAUUGGAAAGAAGUAGUGUUGCAAACUUUGACACGGUGUCCCAUUCUAGCAUGGUUCAUGAAUGCAAAUCAAAUGGGAAACACAACGUCAAGUCAGCUUCAUCUGAAGUGAAUAAUGCUUCUGAUCUUGAUAUGGCUGCUCAUUCAAGUUCAGGUUCAAAGGGUGGGUUAGAUGAGCAGUGUAAUGGUGAAUCGGGAACUAGGUUGAAUGAGAUUGAUGGUACUUGCCCUGAUAUGGUUGUUCAUGCCAAUCCAGUUAGCCCAAAUGCAGCAUGCUGAAAAGAUGAAUUCUUGUUGCUUGUACCUUUAAAAAUUAGCAAUUGUCAGGGCAUCCAUCGAAUUGACCUAACUAGUACACAGAUGUUCUAAUUGUCAAUGUAACUCUUACAGCUACUACUAGUCACGGAGAAAAUCAAUCAGAUAAAGAUGACGGAGAACUGACGGAAGUUUCUAAUGUGGCUGUUGUUUACAGUCGCAUUUGUAGGGAGACGAAGAGGAAGACCUAGCGGAGUAGAGAGAAGGAAGGAAAUACUUGUCCUUUAGAUCCUUGUGCUAAAGAAUUGGAAUCAUUGAUUAGUUCUCACGUGAACUUAUUGUAGCAUUUAUCAUUUAACUGGGAUGAAAUUAGUGUGAGUUAUGUUUGGUGAUAUCUACUAAUUUUGUGAAAUUGGAUUUAUGCUCCAUGACAUUCUUUCGUUAUGCAUUG